AUGAAGCAAUAUAUGCCAAUGAAGCCCAAUAAAUGGGGAUUUAAACUUUUUGUAUUAGCCGGCGUUUCUGGAUUUGCCUACAACUUUGAAAUAUAUUCCGGACAAGAAAACGACGCAGAUCGGCCUAAUGGUGAACCUGAUCUAGGUGCCACAUCAAAUAUUGUACUGCGCUUAUCACGUAUUGUUCCUAGAAGCCAAAAUUACAAGUUAUACCAUGACAACUAUUAUACUGCCAUACCGCUGAUGGUUCAUUUGGCCAAGGAGGGCAUUUACUCCUUAGGCACUGUGCGAAGAAACCGCCUGCCUAACUGCAAGCUACCUUCAGAGGCAUCUAUGAAAAAAGAAGAACGUGGUAAAAGCAUUGAAUAUGUUACAACUGUGGAUAACGUGGAUAUAUCUUCUCUCAUUUGGAAGGAUAAUAAAUAUGUUACUCUAAUUUCAUCGUUUGCUGGGACGCAGCCAGAAACUUCUUUGAAAAGGUAUGACCGAAAACUGAAGAAAACAAUUGAUGUAAAAUGUCCAAAUGUAAUCAAAGAAUACAAUCGUCAUAUGGGCGGCGUAGAUCUGUUAGACAGCCUAAUGGGACGAUAUAAAAUUAAAGUAAAAAGUAGAAAAUGGUAUAUAAGAAUGUUUUACCAUUUGCUAGAUUUAACAAUGGUAAAUGCAUGGUUGGCUUACAAAAGAGUACUUAAACAAAAUGGAAGUCAGGAUUCCGAUAUUCUGAAACAAGUUGAUUUCCGAGCAGAGGUGGCGGAGUGCCUGUGUAAAAUAGAAACAAGUGCCCCUAAACGUGGAAGACCAAGCACUGUGGAACAGCAAAUUAAGGCUAAAAAGAAAAAAGGACCAGCUCAAACACUUCCACCUCAAGAAGUACGACAAGAUAAGUAUGGCCACUGGCCCGUCACUUUGGAGUCUAAAAUGAGAUGUAAAUUUCCAAAUUGCAAAGGUUUUACAAGAAUUAAGUGUGACAAAUGUGGAGUAGCUUUGUGUCUUAAUAAAAGCAAUAAUUGUUUUAAGAAUUUUCAUAUCAAUUAG
Messenger RNA from Calliphora vicina (urban bluebottle blowfly), 1035 nucleotides. Its product is annotated as piggyBac transposable element-derived protein 3-like. The coding region runs from base 1 to 1035 and encodes 344 amino acids. The transcript has a single exon. The record is from RefSeq and is a predicted model, not a curated record. NCBI's taxonomy places the organism in Eukaryota, Metazoa, Arthropoda, Insecta, Diptera, Calliphoridae.